AGUUGGUUGCCAACUGCCAUAAAAAAAUCACCAGAAGAAGAAGGAGAACACGACUGCCGCUUUACUAAACUACCAAGUUAGUUAGUUGUUACAAACAUGGACAACUCUGGAAAAGAGAAGGAAGCCUCGGCUUUGAUGGCUGAGGCUGAAAAGAAACUGAAAUCAUCUCAGUCGUUUUUUGGGGCGUUGUUUGGAGGCUCGUCCAAGAUGGAAGAGGCCUGUGAUCUGUACGCCAGGGCUGCCAACAUGUACAAGAUGGCAAAGAACUGGUGUGCUGCAGGUAAUGCGUUCUCCCAGGCGGCCCGGCUCCACCUCCAGCUCCAGAGUAAACACGACGCUGCCACUAACUUCAUCGAUGCUGGAAACGCCUUCAAAAAAGCUGACCCACAAGAGGCUAUCAACUGUCUGAACCGAGCCAUAGAGAUCUACACAGACAUGGGACGGUUCACCAUCGCAGCCAAACAUCACAUCUCCAUCGCAGAGAUCUUUGAGACGGAGCUGGUGGACAUUGAUAAGGCGAUAGCUCACUAUGAACAGGCAGCAGACUACUACAAAGGAGAAGAGUCCACAAGCUCUGCUAACAAGUGCCUUCUGAAGGUAGCUACCUAUGUAGCGCAGCUGGAGCAGUACCAGAAAGCCAUAGAGAUCUAUGAACAGGUUGGGACCAAUGCGAUGGACAGCACACUGCUGAAAUACAGCGCUAAAGACUACUUCUUCAAGGCAGCUCUCUGCCACUUCUGUGUGGACAUGCUCAAUGCCAAACUGGCCUUGCAGAAGUAUGAAGAAAUGUUCCCUGCCUUCUCAGAUUCUCGAGAAUGUAAACUGGUAAAGAAACUUUUAGAUGCGUAUGAAGAACAGAAUGUUGAUGUAUAUACCGAUGCAGUGAAGGAAUAUGACACUGUCUCCAGGUUGGACCAGUGGCUGACCACUAUGCUCCUCCGCAUCAAGAAGACCAUACAGGAGGAUGAGAGUGACCUGCGUUAAUGUUCCUGAUGUCCCCAGACCCCCAAACCCCUCCCCAGACCCCCAAACCCACC
Messenger RNA from Coregonus clupeaformis (lake whitefish), 1037 nucleotides. It is a transcript of the gene napab, whose product is annotated as N-ethylmaleimide-sensitive factor attachment protein, alpha b. Gene Ontology annotation, cellular component: synaptobrevin 2-SNAP-25-syntaxin-1a complex; vacuolar membrane; terminal bouton. Lineage: Eukaryota; Metazoa; Chordata; Actinopteri; Salmoniformes; Salmonidae. The transcript is spliced from 11 exons. The record is from RefSeq and is a predicted model, not a curated record. Gene Ontology annotation, molecular function: syntaxin binding; soluble NSF attachment protein activity. Bases 97 to 984 code for a protein of 295 amino acids. Gene Ontology annotation, biological process: SNARE complex disassembly; regulation of synaptic vesicle priming; intracellular protein transport.